AGACUGAGCUGGAGGAGAUGGACCAGAAGAUCAGACUAUUACAAGAACGCAUUGACGGCACAUCACAGGGUGUUGAGGGUAAAGAUCCGAGCUCUGACUGUCUGAGGAUUGUGCUUGUGGGGAAGACAGGAAAUGGGAAAAGUGCCACAGGAAACACCAUACUGCAGAGGGAGGAGUUCCUGUCUCAGUCCAGUAUGGAAUCAGUGACUACCUGCUGUCAGAAAGGAGUAGGGGAAGUAGCUGGCAGGCGUGUUGCUGUAGUUGACACACCGGGUCUCUUUGACACAUCAGUGUCUAAUGAGGAGCUCCAGCAGGAAAUAGCCAAUUGCAUCUCCUAUUUGGCCCCAGGACCUCAUGUGCUUCUCCUGGUGCUACAGAUUGGGAGAAUCACAAAGGAGGAGAAGGACACAUUGCAGCUCAUUAAGUAUACCUUUGGUAAAAUGGCUGAAAUGUUCACCAUGGUUCUGUUCACAAGAGGGGAUGAUCUUAAUAAACCAAUUGAAAGUUUCAUUGAAAAAGGUAGCGCUACACUCCUGAAUCUGAUCAAAAGCUGUGGAAACAGGUUUCAUGUUUUCAAUAAUAAAGAGAAGAGCAAUAUCACCCAAGUCUCUGAGCUGCUGGAUAAGAUAGACAUGAUGGUGCAGAAGAACGGAGGAGGCUGCUACACCAAUGAGAUGUUCCAGGAGAGAGCAAAAGAAAGGAGAGAUCAAGAGGAAAUAAUGGAGAGGAAUCUUGAAGAAACGAAAAGGCAGCUGAAAAAACAAGAGGAAUGGGACAAGGAACGAAAAGAGGAGAGAGAGAUACGAUAUAAAGAGGAUGAGCAGAGAAGAGAGGAGGAGAGAAAAAGGCUGGCAAAGCUGCAGAAGGAAUUUGACAAAGAACGAGAAGAAGAGAGAUGGAAGAGAAAGAAAGAGGAUCUGGUGAGGAAAGAAAAAGAAGAGAAAGAAUGUAAAGAAAUGGAGGAUGACUACAAAACAAAAAUGAAUGAAAUGAAGAGGAAAUAUGAAGUAGAGGAAUUUAAUGACUUCAAGGAGAAGUACAAAUAA
This is a messenger RNA of Conger conger (European conger), 1046 nucleotides long. Its product is annotated as GTPase IMAP family member 7-like. The transcript has 3 exons. The record is from RefSeq and is a predicted model, not a curated record. Gene Ontology annotation, molecular function: GTP binding. Bases 18 to 1046 code for a protein of 342 amino acids. Lineage: Eukaryota; Metazoa; Chordata; Actinopteri; Anguilliformes; Congridae.